Molecule: messenger RNA, 2579 nt
Organism: Carassius gibelio (silver crucian carp)
Lineage: Eukaryota; Metazoa; Chordata; Actinopteri; Cypriniformes; Cyprinidae
Gene: coro2ab
Product: coronin 2Ab
Exons: 11
Coding region: 60-1505 (481 amino acids)
Biological process (GO): actin filament organization
Molecular function (GO): actin filament binding
Source: RefSeq, a predicted model, not a curated record
ACACACACUCCUGUCGCUGCAGAUGUCGGAGGGUGAUGUCGGGUUCCUCGUGACUGAAGAUGUCCCAGUGUCACUCCCGUGUGACGUUUCAUCAUGUGAUCGGGAAAGCGGCGGUGAAGGGGCGGUGCUACCACGGCCUGUCAAUCACACGCAGCGUCCAGGACAACCAAUUCUGUGCUGUCAAUCCACGCUUCAUCGCCGUGGUGACCGAGUGUACAGGAGGCGGAGCCUUCAUUGUCAUUUCCAUCCAUCAAACGGGCCGUGUGAGUCCUCUGCAGGCUCGGGUCUGCGGUCACAGCGCUCCGGUGCUGGACGUCAAGUGGGACCCGUUUAACGACCUGCGCCUGGCGUCCUGUUCGGAGGACUGUACGGUGAAGGUGUGGGACAUUCCUCCGAAUGGACUGAAGGAUGAUCUGAUGGAGCCCAGUAAAGAUCUGACCGCUCACAACCGCAGAGUGUCAAUCAUCGAGUGGCAUCCAACCGCCAGAGACCUGCUGCUGAGCUCCGCCUACGACUGCAGAGUGCUGGUGUGGCGUUUGGACUCAGCUGAGGUGCCGGUGUGUGUGAUAAACACACACUCUGAGCUGGUGCUGUGUUUGAGUUUUAAUGCGGAUGGAAGUCUGUUGGCCACGGCCUGCAAAGACAAGAAGAUCCGAAUCAUCGAGCCACGGACUGGGCGGCUCCUGCAGGAGUCUCGCUGUCACUCUCAUAAAGUGUCCAGGAUCCUGUUCCUGUGGGAUCUGAAGAUGUUGGUGUCCACUGGAAGCUCCUGCUGGAACCAGAGACAGUUUGUCCUGUGGGAUCUGGAGGAUCUGUCUGAGCCGUUACUGGAGGAGGAUCUGGAUGGAUGUUCAGGAGUGAUUUUCCCCUUCUAUGACGCUGACACACACAUGCUGUAUCUGGCUGGGAAGGGAGACGGCAACAUCCGCUAUUACACGGUCAGUGCGGUGAAGCCCUACGUUCAGUUCCUGUCUGAAUACCGCUCCGCGUCCCCUCAGAGAGGCUUGGGUGUGAUGCCCAAGCGUGGCCUGAACACCAGCGCCUGCGAGAUCUUCAGAUUCUACCGUCUGGUGGCCGUCAGAGACCUGCUGGAGCCGCUGAGCUUCUGUGUGCCACGCAAGCAGUCUGAGGGUUUUCAUGAGGAUAUUUACCCCCUGACCGCAGCAAAUGAGCCGGCCAUGACCCCAGAUGAGUGGCUGAUGGGACAGAAUAAAGGUCCGCUGCUGAUGUCUCUGAGACCUGCAGCUAAAGCGCUGGACACCUGUCCGACUGAACCAGACACACCAGCCAAUCAGCACGCAGAACCGCCUCCUGACCUCAUCGCUGACCUGCGGGACUGGACGGAGGACGACACACAGAGCCACGGCUGGAUCUCGUCAGGCUUCGGUCAGGAGACGGAGGUCAGCGCCGGUCUCAGUCAUGUGGUCUCUCAGGGGUCAGAGGUCGUGACACAGAAGCAGCUGGAGCUGAUGGACACACACAUGCACAGGAGAGCAUCCUUCUGACCACAGACAGUCACAGAGCGUGUGUGCAUGGAAACAUGAUUCCUUCUGGUUCAUAGAGUUCAGUGGCAUUAGGUUUCGACAGAUUUAUUUUUGGGCUGAAUUGCUCUUCUUUCCCAACAAGGACAGUCUAAAUAAUCGCUCUCUGAGUCUGUGAGAACAGUGUAGUACACACCUGACCACAGACCAAUCAUAUCACUGCUGAGGACGCUAAUACAGUUCAUUUAAAAACGUUACACAGACGUCCAUGAAGGACAACAUUUGUCUGUGUCUAAAAAUGAUCAUAAUUUAUUUUUUCGCUUCCACUGAUGAUUAUUUUUUCCAGCAUUGCUUCUGAACAUAACUUAUAAAAGUUCAUUCAUUUUCAGGAUUUUUCCUUUACUUUACAAUGUUGUUUUUAAUGAAAAAAAUUAUAAUAAUUACCAAGCUGCCUGCUGCAGUGCAUUCUGGGUCGUGUCUUUGAUAUGACCUCUCCUGCUGUUUGGUUUAAAGAUGGCAGUGCCAAUCAAAGCUUGACCUUUGACCUCGAUACCCUGAGGAGGACUGUAAACCCUACUCUUCAUCAUCCUCGUCUUCAUCAGCCUCCGUCCAGAUGCACGUCUCGUCUCUGUCGCUCAGAUUAGCUCCAUGCAGUGGUUUCCCAUGAGCCUUUGUGGUGUCAAGACCGGUUCUGAGGAAUCAGUUCUGUUCUGGGAACUACCUGUUGCUUUUUAAAGCAUUUGUCACAGUAUCAGUGUGUGUGUGUGUGUGUGUGUGUGUGGUUUCUCAUUUGUUUUCAUAGCUGCCCACAGUUUCUUUCCUGUGGUGACGUAUUUCCUAUUGAAACAGGAAGUUUGGACACAUCAAAGUGCAAAAGUGCAUCAAGCAUGGCUCUUGAGCUUGAUCAUUCAUGUGUGCAGAGAAGACAAGCUUCACCCUAAAAUCAAACGACUAAGACUAAUAAAUCAUAUUUAGCCAGUUUUCAGAUUUCCUGCACGUUUAAACAUCUAUAAUUCUCAUUAGUCUCAUUACUGUAUAAAUACACGAAACAGUAUAAAACACUAUUGUGUCUAAUAAAUAAAAGAUCAGUUCUUGUCA